UAAGGUCGAAGAUGUUUCGAGGAACUACAGUUGUCGACAAAACAACCAGAACACCUUUUAAGAAAAUUGAAAAUCUACAUAAAUUUUUUAUAUUUCGUGAAAUUAAACAAGAAAUAAUGAGCGAUUUGUCUGAAAACGUUGAACAAAACAACAUGCAGCAGGCUGAGAACGAAAAUACGUGCGUCGUGUGCUUCAAGAAGACAUUCAUCUUCUCAAUCGGUUCCUGCAAUCAUCCAGUAUGUUAUGAAUGCAGUGCUAGAAUGCGUUGUCUAUGCCUUCAAAAUGAAUGUCCUAUAUGUCGUCAAGAUUUACCGCGGGUAAUAUUCACCAAGACUAUCGACUUAUUCCUUACUUUGGACAAAACAACUCGUUCUGGAUUAUUUGAGAAAAAGUUUCGUAUAGUAUUUGCUGAUUUAGAGAUACAGAAAGCAUUUUAUCACUUACUUGAACAUCGAUGUCCAAGGUGCGAAGAUAGUAAUCUAUUUGUUGAUUUUUAUAAGCUCAAAGAGCAUGUUAGGAAGGUCCAUGAGCAGUUCUAUUGUGAAAUUUGUACAGAAAAUCUCAAAGUAUUUUCUUCAGAACGUAGAUGCUAUACACGACAGGAAAUAGCACAACAUAGACGAGUUGGAGAUCCAGAUAAUAAGAGCCAUAAAGGACAUCCACGUUGUGAUUAUUGUGAGCUCCGAUAUUUGGAUAAGGAUGAACUUUUCAGGCAUUUAAGACGUGAACAUUAUUUCUGUCAUUUAUGUGAUGCCGAUGGAAUUAAUUUGUUUUAUGGAACUGUUCGAGAAAUGCGGGAUCAUUUUAAAGCUGAGCAUUUCCUCUGUGAGGAAGAGGAUUGUCUUGAAGAGGAAUUUACUGCUGUUUAUCGAACAGAAAUUGAUUUACGUGCUCACAAAGCAACUGUUCAUUCUAAAAAUAUGUCGAGGAUGGAAGUUAAGCAUGCAAGGACAUUAGACCUUGAUAUUUCAUAUGGACCACGUGGUAGAGGUGGAGGAAAUGAGAAUAAUAAUAAUAGACAUCCUAGGAUUCGGACGAAUGACACGCAGAGAGAAUUUGACAUUAAUCCUGAACAGCAAAUCGUCCAGAUGCCUCCAAUUCAAAUUGACACGAAGAAUGAAGAUCAUUUUCCGUCUCUUGGUGUUCCAUCUAAUGCAUCUAACGCAUCUAAUGGACCUGUGCAAUUAGCUAAUUCUGUAAGGCAUGUCUAUUAUGGACAGCAGGGACUUGCUCGUACUAAAGAGAAUUUCCCAGCACUAGGCGGUUUAGGCAAUGAGAGAAAUUCAAGUCAACCUAAGCAAAAUAAUGGAAAUAAGCAAAAUUCAUCAAGUAAACAAUCAGCUCCCUCAGCAAGUAGUUUAUUCAAAGCAAAUAAACCAUCGUCAGCUCCUCAACAAAAUUAUCAACAAAAACCUCAAUCAUCAACUUCCAAUCCUCACCCUAAAAACAUUUACAAAAAAGAUUCAAUUGCUGACUUCCCAUCACUAGGACCAAGUUCCUCAAAAAAUUCUUUUUUCACUGAAAGUCCAAAAUAUUCAUCAUCGCAGAGUAUUGAUCGAAAGCCAACGACAUCAGUUGCUUCCAAAAGUUCAGUUCCAGCCACUAUUAGUAAAAAGAAUUUGUUCAACGAUUAUCCAACGAUUAGUUCCGCUGCAUCGAAAAAACGAGAUUUAUUAAUGGAAGAUCUUAUAUUGCCAUCAAAUAAUAACAUUGAUAAAGGAAUGAUAGCUGCAAAGCAUAAAGGAUUAAUGAAUGAUUAUGUAUCAAUUGCAUCUCAAAUGACUAAAGUUAGCUUAGUCAAGCAAAAAGAGGAAUCAAUUGUCGAGAAUCAGCAAUUUGUUCCGACAUUAAGUUCCGAGAAUAAUUUUCCUACUCUCGGCUCAAGCGAUUCAGCCUCAAAACCUAUUCAAUGGAUAACUGUUAACAGUAAAAGUAAUAACAAUAAUCAAAAGCAACAGCCACAGCAAAAUGUAGGUAAUAAAAAUAGUUUUAAUCCGAAGAAACAACAACAAAAAAAUGAAGUGCCUCAAAAGAAUCAAAAAACAAAUGGAACAAAAAAAGUUAAUGAUGAAAAUAAGAAGACGUCUAAUGACAAGAAAAUUGCAAAAGACAAUACCGAUAAGGAGAAUCGUACUAUGCUUGAAAGUAAAUUGGGUUCUUCUGUUAAGUCACCACCUCCUGGAUUUCAACAGAUUCAACCUAUUACUGCUAGAUAUCAUCCAGUGCCUGAUGCAAGUAAAAGGAAUCAAGGUUUAGUUGAUGAAUUUCAAAAGGUCUUAAAGACCAAUGAAUCUAUGCAGGAAUUUCGAUUGUUAUCGCAAAUGUUUAGAGAUGGAAGCUAUUUCGCUCGUAGCUAUUAUGAGUCAUGCAAAGGUGUUUUAGGCGAGAAAUUUGAUACAAUUUUUCCUGAGUUGUUGGCUCUUUUACCUGACAUCGAUAGACAACAGAAACUUUAUCGCAUACAUCUUGAAGAGUCACUCACCGAUGUCGAUAUCACAGACGACACUCCAACAAUAACAAAGAAGAAGAAUAAAAAGUCUCAAAAAACUUUGGAAGUUUGUGCCACAUGUCAACAAGUCUUGCUAAGUAAAGAUUUAUCGUUGCAUGUUCAGUCACAUUCAUUGGAAAAUAGUUUUCCAACACUUUCAAAAAAAAUUUCUUCGUCUAAAGCUGCUGGAGGGAAGAAAUAAAUCAUUCGAGGCCCCAAAAAAAAGACUCAAGCAUGAUAUAAUAAUUUAUAACUGUUUCCGUUUAAUUCCUUUCCUUUUUUUUUCUUCGUUACACAUUAAAUAAACAAAAAUUUAUGCAAGAAAGUGUAAAUUGAAUGUAAAUUUUUAACAAAUUGAUCAUUUCUAUAAAAAAAAAUCAAAAGCAGCAUCAUAAUGCUCAAGA
Chironomus riparius is the source of this 2892-nucleotide messenger RNA. The record is from the annotation of a GenBank genome assembly. Lineage: Eukaryota; Metazoa; Arthropoda; Insecta; Diptera; Chironomidae.